UUGAGCGCACGAAACAUGGCCUCCGACGGUCGCAAACAGCCGCCGUGGCACGCCCCUAAAGCGCAGCCCGAUGUCCAGCUGCCCAAAUUGAAGAUCUACAACAGCUUAACAAGGAGCAAGGAUGACUUUGUCCCAAUCGAUCCGGCAGGGAAGGUGGUGACAUGGUACGGAUGUGGCCCAACAGUCUACGAAGAUGCCCAUCUGGGCCAUGCGAAGAACUACGUCUCAACCGAUAUUGUGCGCCGUAUCAUGAAAGACUACUUUGGCUUCCGUGUCAAGUUUGUUAUGAAUACAACCGAUAUCGAUGACAAGAUCAUUCUCAAGGGUCGCCAGCAGUACCUGCUCGCACGCUUCAAACAGGAGAAUGCCACCGAAGAUGAGUCAGUGGGCGAGUCUGUUUUGGCAGAGACCAAAGCGGCAUUCCAGAAGUUUAUUGGCAAGAACCUCCCGGAGCUGGCCUCUGAUACGAACCCAGAGGCCUUCUCCGAGGCAGCAGUCAAGGCAUACAAGGAAAACGCCAAGCCUUCAUCUGCCACCGAGGGUCAGGCUGUCACUGUGACUGACUUGUUAUUGAGAGCACGCAUCGCAACGGCACGUUCCGCUGCCGAGGCUCUGCAAGCGCCAGGAAAGCUGCCCGACUUUUUCUCCAAGACGGACGAGAUUCUACUCCCAUACCUUGAUGGCUUGCAUGGUGCAGAGAUGGACUCCAAUGACCACAAGAUGUACCUGGAACUGACCUCGAAAUUCGAGCGCCGCUUUUUCGAGGACAUGGGUGCGCUCAAUGUCCUUUAUCCCGACGAGUUAACCCGUGUGACGGAAUAUGUUCCUCAGGUUGUCAGCUUCGUUGAGCAGAUUAUUACCAACGGUUUCGGUUACUCUACCCCUGAUGGCUCUGUAUAUUUUGAUAUCGACUCUUUUGAGAAGGCUGGGCACAGCUACUCCCGGCUGGAACCGUGGAACAAGAACGACCGUGAACUUCAAGCCGACGGCGAGGGUUCCCUGUCCAAGGGAAAGUCAGCAAAGCGCAAUGAGAAUGAUUUCGCGCUGUGGAAAGCUAGCAAACCGGGCGAGCCAGCAUGGCCCAGCCCAUGGGGUCAUGGACGGCCAGGAUGGCACAUUGAGUGCUCUGCAAUGGCCUCCGAGGUUAUUGGAAAGGCGAUAGAUAUCCAUUCCGGAGGAGUCGAUCUUCGUUUCCCUCACCAUGAUAACGAGCUCGCACAAUCGGAAGCUUACUGGACCAGUCAUGGUUGCGAGGUGCAGUGGACAAAUUACUUCAUCCAUAUGGGUCAACUGAGAAUUCGAGGUCUAAAGAUGAGCAAGAGUCUCAAGAACUUUACGACCAUCAGAAAUGUUCUCGCCGAAAACGAUUGGACUGCACGUUCUCUUCGUAUUUGCUUCCUUCUCAUCCCUUGGCAGGAUAGGAUUGAAGUCACAGAAGAGCUCAUGAAGGCUGUCGUCGGCUGGGAAGGCAAGCUUAAUAACUUCUUCUUAAAGAGUUUGGAUCUCUGGAAAAAUUCCAAGACUACAACAACAACACAAGAGCUUGGCGAUGCAGACAAACAAUUAUUAAGCUCCUUAGAAAAGGCAAAAUUGGAUGUCGAUGCCGCUCUUUGCGAUUCCUUCGACACCUCGACUGUGAUGAGAAUCAUCGCUGAUAUUGUUACCGAGUCUAACUCAGCAGCUGCACUUUCAGAUCAGACAGUUAUUUCAAUUGCGCAGUGGAUCACACGUAUUACGACUAUCUUUGGUCUAGACCCCGAGGGCGACCUUAACAGCCUGGAGCGUAUCGGAUGGUCAGGCCUCGUUAUCCCCGCCCCAGCACAACCUUAUAUCUAUCCUGCAUCUGAACUGCGCGACAAGAUUCGAAACCUGGCCCGUUCAGGCUCUCUCGACCACACAUCCAUCGUAAAGCUUACUGACGAAAGUAAUGUCGCCGCGUCAACGCCAGUCGUUGAGUCCUCUAAGCCAUACGAUCAGGUCCUGCAGCAAUUCCGCACCGAUGUGAAGGACCUCGCGACCAAGGAAGCCCCUGCAAAAGACCUCCUCGCAUUGUGUGACCAACUCCGUGAUGUACACCUCUGGAACUUGGGAAUCUACCUCGAGGACCGCAACAACCAGGCUGCAUUAGUUCGACCUCUCGAUAAGUUGCUCGUAGAGGCGCGCGCAGAGCAGGAAUCGGCCAGCGCUGCUAAGGCGAAGGUCAAGCUGGAAAAGGAGGCCAAGGAAGCCGAGAGGGAGAAGGAGCUGCGCGAGCGCGCCAAGAUUGACCCACUGCAGAUGUUCAGGACCUCGGAUGAGUUUUCGCAAUGGGAUGAGAACGGUAUCCCGACCGUGGACUCAGCGGGUACUGAGGUAUCCAAGAGUCGGCGCAAGAAGCUGGUCAAGGAUUGGGAGAGACAAAAGAAGAUUCACGAGCAAUGGCUUGCGACGCAGAAGGCAGCAUAG
Molecule: messenger RNA, 2445 nt
Organism: Penicillium angulare
Lineage: Eukaryota; Fungi; Ascomycota; Eurotiomycetes; Eurotiales; Aspergillaceae
Product: cysteine--tRNA ligase
Exons: 2
Biological process (GO): cysteinyl-tRNA aminoacylation
Cellular component (GO): cytoplasm
Molecular function (GO): ATP binding; cysteine-tRNA ligase activity
Source: RefSeq, a predicted model, not a curated record